Pelobates cultripes (western spadefoot toad) is the source of this 18285-nucleotide messenger RNA. The record is from the annotation of a GenBank genome assembly. Lineage: Eukaryota; Metazoa; Chordata; Amphibia; Anura; Pelobatidae.
AUGCUGAGGUUUCGGGUUAGAUAAAAGAUAGCAUUUACUUAAAUCUAAAAUCAGUUUUUUUGUUGUUGUUUUUUAUUUUUUGGAUCAGUUGCGAUGCACCCAAACUGAAGUUAAAGUGGAAACACUUAGCACUUGGGUCUCCUACAAUAUUUUAAUCUAAGACUCGGCAGAGUUGUUGUGAAGACAUAUGGGAAAAGAAUGGCAAAAUUAGUACAGUGAUACCUGUCUGCUUCCCACCAGGAAGCAACUGGUUUCAAUUCAAGCUUAAAGGAACACUCCAGGCACCAUAAUUACUAUAGCUCACUUCUCCUCCCAUUGUCAUUAGUCAAGCCAUUUUUGAGCGGUUUGACUACUUACCAGAGUUAUGCCAGGGGAUGCCCUCCAUUACUAAUUCCAUUAGCUCCACUGAGCCCUGCAAUGCAGAGAUUAGCUCAUUGGUUGAGAGUGAUCAGCUGACACUCUCAGCCAAUAAGAUAAGUUGUGCAUUGCAGGGUUUCACUCAGGAGAGCUGAAGAAUGUUACUGCUGAGGAAAUUCUUGCUCUUGGGAGAUGGAAGAGGAGGUGUGGAGCAGGGACCACUGAUGAAAAGUCAAACCUUUCAAAAAUCGUUUCACUUCUCAUAAUGGUGGAGCAUCAAGGCACUCCUGGCAUCAAAACCACUACGUUUAGCUGUAGUGGUUAUGGUGCAUGGGGUGUUGCUUUGGUUACAGAUUAAACAAGCUGAUCAGUUUAAAUAACUGCUGUGGCCAAUGUCUUUACUCAGGGGUUACUGCCAAAGGUAUUGGUUAGCAGCCCAAAUUGCUGUAAAAUUAGGAUUUAAUUUUAAGUUUCAUUUGAAUACCCGAUAAUCCACACUGAAAUGAAUAACCAUGUGGUGUUUAUUUACUGAAGAGUGAACAGCAAAAUUGCAGAGAACAGCAAAAUUAACAAAAGUGGAUUUGUAAUAAAAAAUUAUAAUAAUUAGGCCUAUUUUUUUUCAAUUUUGGCAAUCCUAUGUGAUACUUAUUUUAUAACCCACAUAUUUGGCCUGUUAUUAAACAUUCUCUGUAUUUGUCUCGGUUAAGGUCUCUGCAGUCAGUGUGAAUUCUAUAUUUUUCAGGUUUUCAGGGAAAAAGCUAUUGGUCUUGGACAGAAAUUGUUACCAGCAUUCAGCACCCCUACGGGAAUUCCGCGUGGGAUCAUCAACCUUGGAAAGUAAGAAACCAGCAAACUUUAAAAUUGGAGCAUGUAAUUCAGUACUGUAAACUUCCUGAUUUUUACGUUUAGAACCAUUCUCAGACAAUUUUACAGUGAUAUAUCAUCAAACCAAAGAAUAGAUAUUAUACACACCUUGUGGACACUCACCAUUCCUGUCCUGUUCAGCAUGCAGUAGACACACUCGAGCUCAAAAUUGUAUAGUGUGUAGAAAUCACAUAGAACUACAGAAAGGGAAUUAGAAAUACAAACCCCAAGAAAAACAUUUAUGUACUAUGUAUUGUUAUUAACAUCAUUUGUAAAGCCAACAUUUUAGCAUAACUUACAAUUAUACAAGGAUGUCGUUUAACAAAAAAGUAAUCGACAGACAAAAAUAAUGUUAACAGAUAGAUCAAGUGAAGAAGGCACAAAUGAGUUUAUAAUCUAGGAGGACGUUAUAAUAAUUUUUUGAUAACCCAGUCUAUUUGUACACUAUAAAACCAGAAAAAUGCUUUAUUAUUGUGACAUUUCUCACAUAUUAUUGGUCAUAAUUCAGGGCAGUCCAAGACACAGCUUAACUAUUUAUCAGCCCUGAUCUGUUUUAAGGGAGCUGCACAUACUUUUUCUCUCAAUUACUGCUCCAGAAACUGCGUAUGCCAAACUUGUUAUAUUUCCAAAACAACUGAAAAAAAAAAUAUGUUCUGAAGAGAAAAUUAGCAUCCACAGCAAUUAAAACCUGUGUUUAAUUUGACAUAUAACAAAUACACUGACUAUACAUGAUGACUAAAGAUGUGGCUGUUUUGUAAGAAAUGGUGAUUAAGAUUUCCAUAAUAGAGUGACAUUAUUGAUCACAUAUUCAGCAAAGCUGGCCCCCUGAAUUAAUACAUACUUUCAUUGCCAAUCUCAGAUAUUUGGGAUCUGGUUAGAUGUGUGAUUAGUUUGCAGUUGUGUAUGUUCAAUGUCCUCAAUCCCCAAAGAGCUAUAUCUCAUGGCAGAUUGACAAGUAUUCAGACCUUUAACUCAGUAAUUACUUGAAGCACCUUUGGAAGUAACUGCAGGCCCAGGUUUUUUUUCGGUAUGACGCAACAAACUUUGCACACAUGAAAUUGAAUAGUUUCUGCUAUUCAUCUCUGCAUGUCCUCUCAAGUUCUGUCAGGCUGUAUGGGAACCAUCGGUGGACAUUAAUGUUUUAGGUCUUUCUAAAGAUGUACGAUUAGAGCCACUGAAGAAUAUUUACAGAGUUAUCCCUCAGCCACCCUUUGUGUUGUAUUGGCUCUGGGCUUAGGGUCAUUGUCCUGUUGGAAUUUGAACCUUUGGCCCAGUCUAAUGUCCUGAGUGCCACAGAAUAUGUUUUAAUUAAGCAUAUCUCGUAUUUCUUGUAUAUCAUAUCGUAUAUUGUAUAUCCCUGCCACUGAAAAACAAAAAAGGCAUGAUGCUACUACCAACAUGCUUCAAUGUUGGGAUAGUAUUGCACGGGUGAUGAGCAGUGCCUGGUUUUUCUCCAGACAUGAUGCUUUGAAUUGAGGCAAAAAAAGUUCAAUCUUCAUUUUAACAGACCAGAAAAUCUUCUUUCUUACAGCUUGAGAGUUGCACAUUCAAAGUGGUUGUCAUGUGUCUUUCAGUGAGGAGAGGCUUCUGUCUGGCCAGUUUGCCAUAAUGGCAAGAUCACUGGAGUGUUGCAGGGUUGUCUUUUUGCAAGUUUCUCCAAUCUCUAUACAUGAUUUCUGGAGCUCACCCAUAGUGACCAUCGUGAUCUUCUUCACCUUUCUUACCAAGGUCCUUCUACUCCGAUUGCUCAGUUUGGCUAGAUGGCCAGCUCUCAUAAGAGGUUAUUUUGCUUGCAGAGUUUUCAUAUUUAUAUGAAUGGCACAACAGAGAGAACAAUGGUUGCUCUCGAGCUUUCAUACUAUUAUAAAUAGUACAAAACCUUUGCUCACAGAGCUUUCAUUAUUAUAUUUAUGAAUGGUACAAUACAGAGAAAGGAUAUUCCUGCUCACACAAUGCAUAUUAUAAUAUGAAAGAUAAAUUGCACAAAUUUUCUUGAGAAUUUCUAUUUCUUUUUCUACUUCCUUUCCAUUCUUGGUUGUUUUGCGGUGGAUGGACUUCAAAACUUGUAUUUCUUUUUAUGCUUAUUUAAAAUGAAUAUGUCAUAAAUUAUAUGUAGUCAUGUUACACACUCUCUAGGCGUUAUAAAUUCUAUUUCCUUACCACAUUAAGCUUUUUUGAACCUGUGGAAAUUCUCACCUUUCUAAAAAUACACUUCUUAAAGGCUGGUACCGAUUACUGAACACAAAAGCAGUACAUUUAACACAGAAACAUGCUAAAACACUGGUAAUGUGCUUGCAUUUGAAAUUGUCCCAUUAAAAGGGAUGUGAUAUCUGUAUAACUCUUAAUUCCUUUUCUAAUUUGAUAGUGGGAACCUUAUAGAGGGAGAUGGAAAAAGCAUGGCAUAAUUCAUAAUACUUUUUUUUUAGCCAGAGACACUUAUUGUGCACAUGACAUUAUAGUCAGACCUCUUUACAUAUCUAAAAUUAGCAAACAACGGAUAAUUCAAAUGUAACAUAAUUAACGUUAAAAUACAUUUUACAGUAUGACAAACAGUUUUUACCUUUAUUCGAGUGACAGUACACGAAGAACAAUUAUAAAGUAUCUUAUUUUAUACAGACUAAUUGUAAACAUAUUUAAUGUCUUUUACUUUGAAAGAACACUCCAAAUUCCAUAAUCACUACAGCUGGCUGUAAUGGGUUUGUUGCCAGGAGUGAUCUAGCACAAACUGUUUUAGAACUUCUGUAGGCGUUACGGUGCUUGAAGUAUACCUUUAAAGGAUUGCUUCAAUCAUAAUAACCACUACAGCAAGCUGGUAUGGUAUGGUGCCUUGCCUAGUUCUCUGCUAAUGGAGCAAAUUGUAGCAAACUGUAUAGCCCUUACCUGGGUUCCUUCCUGCUGGUCCGGUGACAUGCUUUUGGCUUCUGCAGAGCUGCAGAAGCCAUGGCAGUCACCAUACAUUGACUGAGAGCGUCAGCUGACUGCUCUCAGCCAAUGACAGACAGUGUGCAAUGCAAGUUGCACAGAAUUAAUAUUAGCCAGCUUGGAACUCUACUUGCAGACUAGUUGAUAAAACCCCAGUGGAAUGAGUAUUAUUGCUGUGGAGUUCUGUUCUCAUCUCAAAAUGUUUAGUGUUUUUUCCAAAAGACAACAGAUAAUUUUUUUUGUCUGCCAGUUCAGUUUUUAUUACCUUCAUUUGGAUCAACAGCAGAAACACAGAUAUGUAAAACUUGAGGGUUUUUUUCCAAGCUAUAUUACUAUGUAACUAUGAAAGAGUAAUCAAAACUAUAACUUAGGAGAUGGAGACACUUGAAUCUCUUUUGUACUCUAUGGUUUUCAGUUCUUCAGUUCAGUUCUGCAGGCAAUUAUUUUUUACACAUCCUACAAUGUACUCAAAGAUUUUAAUGACGAUUAGCUUUCUUUGAUACAGAGCUAAGUGCUGUGUUAUCUGAUGUACAAAUCACUGCAAUGAUUUCUCUAUACUCAUUGAAAUGUUCUUGUUGUAUGGUUAUUUGUUUUGUAUUGUUUUAUAUAUAUUAUAACCUAUUUUUCAGUGGACUUAACUGGAGUUGGGGCUGGGCCUCUGCAGGAAGCAGUAUUUUAGCUGAAUUUGGCACUUUGCACUUGGAAUUUUUGCAGCUCAGUGAGUUGUCUGGGGACACAGUGUUUACAGAAAAGGUACGUACACUUACAUUAAAUGAAAUACCCGAUCACCAUGAUAACAGUGUCCUCAAGACAAAGCUGUAUGGUGAAUUGAAUAAUCUAAACCAUCAGGCAAUAUGGUUAUAUUAUGGAUCUUUUGCUUUUAAAAGAGUUAUUAUAAUAGGGAUUACAGCAGAGGGUGCAUUAUCUUUUCUUAAUAGUUGUUUUAUAUUUGGCCAGAGGACAUAAAUAUGACUUAUGAUAUCAUUAAGUAAGAGCUUUGGACAGUAAAAAAUAUACAAGAUAUCCACAAUUUCAUUGCCAUUAUUAAUAGCUGUUUUAACUAAUUAAUGCAGUUUAUGUCUAUUUCUUCAGGUUAAUACCAUUCGGAAAAUAUUAAAUAAAAUUGAGAAGCCUCAUGGACUCUACCCUAACUACUUCAGUCCAGUCAGUGGUAACUGGGUGCAACGUAUGUAGAAACUAUUUUUUUGUUUGUCCUAGAUUCUGUUUGCCUAAAUAUCUAUAGCUUCUAUUCUAUAUGUGUUUUCAGUAUGUGUUAAUAGUGCCAGUUGUACUGUGGAGUGAUAAGAUGGAGAAUAAAAUAAUAAAAUAAGCUACACAAUUAUUUUAAAGCUAAUUUACCAUGAAACUUGCAGAACCAACAGGGUUAGACCUUAAAGUUGGAAAUGUCAGGCAUUGAACUGAAUUUAACAUUUUGAAAAAAGAGCUUGCCAACUUAAACACAUAUAACAAUAUGUACCACUUAUAUACUGACAAAGGAAGAAGGCAAAAAGCAUAAUAAAACAUAACCUUCAAUAAUUGAAUAUGUUAAAAAUAUGAAUGUUUAAAGUAAAUUCAGGUACUUAUUUCGUUUUUGGUCAAUUUAAAAUUUGAAGUCAAAAUAACCAAAUUGAAAACAGAAUAAAUUCAGAAAAUAUUUCUGACCCUCUAAUUAUAAAUGGUUCUGUUUCUGGCCCUGGAGGUACGAUAUGCAUUGUUUAGGAUAACAGUACACAAGCACACGUGUAUCACAGAGCAGUAUUAUUGUCGUUAUUAUUAGUGCCUUCAGAUUCUGCAGUGCUGUACAAUAGGUGGACUAACAGAAAAGUAUUUGCAACAAGAUGCUUAGGAUGCACAGAAACAGAGGCUGUUGAGGGUCCUGCUCAAAAGAGCUUAUAUAAAACAGCACGAACAGGGACAACACGGAGUGACAUUCACUAGUAAGAGUUUAAUCAUGUGCAAAUUCAGCUGUGUGUGCAGUUUAGUGCAGUGCAUACACUUGCAUAGCAAGUAGUAUGUGCUUACAGUACCGAUUGCAGGCAAACCUCUGCUGGAUUGGUUAUAAAUUGUAUAAUUUGACUGUGUGCCAGGGAUGUUACAAUGCUAACAUUAAAAACAAAGCUGAAUUGAAUACCCUUUAAUCAUAAAUGCAUAAAAACAAGCUGGGCAUCCAUGUAAAUUAAAUGCCAGAUUACGUUCCUCAUCUCCUGUCCUGUAUAAAUUGCUUGUCACUUCUCUCUCCGCAGAUCAUGUGUCACUUGGAGGGCUUGGUGACAGCUUCUAUGAAUACUUAAUCAAAUCUUGGCUGAUGUCAGCAAAACGAGAUGAUGAAGCUAAGGACAUGUAUUAUGAAGCUGUAAAAGUAUGAUUUUUUUAAAACUACAUUCCAUGCAUAAUGUUCAAGCCAAAUAUAAUAUUUUUUUAUAGUUAUAUUGCGGUUAAUGCUGAUAAAUGAAACGCUGCAAGUUUAGGGAAAGCCAUAUGACACCCUUUUAAUAACUCUGAGUAGUACUAUUUCUGCCAAUUGCUUCAGCUAUAGUCAGUAAGAGUAUAAAACUGCAACGUCUACCGUUCAUGCCCACUAUAAAAAUGAAGAGUGUGAAAACACAAUAAUUGAUUGCAUCAGAAAACCAUCAGCAUUACAGCACUGAGCAGAGUUGCCAACCACCCAUAUAUAUACUGAUUAAGGUAAUUUCUAACAUGACUUUCAUAAUGUUUCAGGCAAUAGAAUUGCAUCUUAUCAAAAGGUCUCCUGGAGGUCUGACGUACAUUGCUGAGUGGAGAGGAGGCAUUCUGGACCACAAAAUGGGUCAUCUAACCUGUUUUGCGGCAGGCAUGUUGGCUCUUGGAGCACACGAUGCACCAGCAAAUAAGAAAGAUCAUUAUAUGAAAUUAGCGUCAGAGAUUGCCCGUACAUGCCAUGAAUCUUAUGUACGUACAGGUAUGAAAUGAAUUCUUCCUAUCCAGUCUUUCCUUUAUUUAUCUAGUGUUUAAAAAUGUAGACACUAUACUAUUCAUGUGACUUCAUAUACGUCAUGAUUUGUGUAUUGUUGUUUGUCCCUGCACCCUCUCAUCUCCUUGUGUGUGCCUCCUAACCCCUCUUACUCUAUUGUGUUUCUUUCUUAACCUCUUAACCAAUAGUGUGUCUCUUAUCCCUACUACUCUUUGUGUGCCUCUUAACUCCACCUCUUACCCCUUUUGUGUCUCCCCCUUUGUCAGGAUCUCUUAUCUUUUUCUUAUCCGAGUCCCCUGGCAUUCUCUGUGCCUUGUUGCAUACUCACACACCUCAGGGCUUUAUGGGCAGAUGAAUUCGGGCAAGAAUUGCGAAUUCGGGAUCUACUAGUGAAUUAGUCUGACAAAAUUCGGCACACAACGAUGACGUUUAUUAUGCUAAACAGUAGUUCUAUUGCCCAUGAAUUAUACAUAACUCUAGUUUGACCAAUAGAAAAUAGGCGCUACCUAUUUAUACUCACCUCCCCCACUCCAUGUUGCCCUCUUGUGGUUCUAGCAGCCCAAGAGUGUGUUCCUGAUUUCUCCUAUUACUGGUUUCUGAGUUUGGUCCGUUUUCUCAUUUCUUCUAAUCUCUGGUAUCCUUUGACUUUGGCUGCUCAUAUCGUUUAUCCGUAUCUCUCCUGUUCUUGACCUCGGCUUUCUUUCUGCCUACUCUGCAGUUUACCCGAUCAUUCUAAGGAUCGGUAUUCAUCUUAUCUAUUUGUUGUGUUAUAGUCUGUGGGUUUUGGUUCCACACUGAGCUUGACACCCUUAUCAGGUAUUAUCAGGAUCAAAAAAUAACUGAGACUUGAGUCCAAAAAUCGUUUGGUGUCUCCCAUGAUGGAACCAGCCAUUUACCUGCUUCACCACACUCAACCAGGGAUGCAAAGCUGCAAACAAUCCGUGAUCCCACGCCUACUGAAUGCAGCAAAAGUCGUGAUCCUAAUAUACUGGAGAAAACAACGAGCGCCGUCACUAUACAGAUGGGUUGAAGAGGUGGAAGACACAAAAGCCAAAGACUGUGAAAGACACACCCAAUGAUGGUUUUACUGGUUAGAGUUCCUAUCAUUGCCCGAUUAUACAAGAUUCCUCACUAAUCAGUAACCAUAGACAGCACUGAACAAACCCAAGCGGAGGAAGUACAGACGUCAGCACUCCUCUCCCCCCUCUCUUUUCUCCUUGCCCCCUCCUUUUUUUCUUCAUCUUCUUUCUCUGUCCUUUGUUCCCUACUUCACCCCCCCCUCCUUCCCAACUCACAUUGAGCACCAGCCCCAUUACUACAGUACUGAUUGAGUGAAACAAAUAUCUGGGGAAAUGAUAACUAAGCAAAUACAGCAAUGCUAAUUUUCAUUAUUUUUUUUUGGUGGUAAACUUUUUAUAAAUUUUUACAGAAAUAAAUUCUUCAACUACACUUUUGAAAUUUGGACUAUACUAUUUAGCUUUACUGCAGGCAAAAUAAAUAAUUGUUCAAUUUAAAUGUAAAUUAUAUUUUCAGAUAUAGAUCUUGUGAUAUUACACACAGAGGCAUUUGUAUAUCUCAACCAGACAAUCUAAGAUUGGUCCAGCUGACUUUUAAAUGACCCGCAGUACAUCAAGGCAGGGAUAUGAUUCAAUACUAAUGAAGAAAUGUGCUAAAGGGGUAAAAGUUGGAGAACGGACAGAAAGUAGGUUAAAGGGAUGACUCUAUAUUGAAAAGGGUGCAAAGGACAGAGGAAAAAGGGAAAACUACAUAGUACAAGAUGGAAAAAAGAAUAUGGGGAAAUAAAAACAAUGAUAUACUGACAUAAAUAAGAACAAAUAUAUAUUUAUUUUAUAAAAUAAUACAGUAGAGUACAAACUGUACUGUAAAAAGGUAUGCUGUAAAGAACAGUAUCUAUCCUUGUCAGGUUUACUGCUUGCCGCAUAAUUUGGGUCAGAAUGUUAUCUAUGCAACCUAUACCUAGUAUUAGAUAAAAAGGGACACUGAGUGAAGAAACACAAACUUGCAAUACUCGGAUACUUUAUUUAGUAAAGGAACACUGCAAGGUGCUUUAAGGUUUAAUUGCAUGUCCCCUCUGGCUUAUUUUACAAAAGUGAGGAUUUCAGCAGAAGUCAGCACUUUCAUAUAUCCCCUUAGUGAUACCUUUCAGCUCUCUCCCAGCACAUGGAAGUGGAAUUUAGUCAGGGUGAAAUUUGCAUUUCCUGUCUGGUUAUCUUCUUAUAACUUAAAGGGAUACUAUAGUGCCAGGAAUACAAAGCUGUAUUCUUGGCACUAUCAUCUCCCCUCCCUCACGCCCCUGGCUCCAUGGUAAAUAAAAAGGUAGACAGCCACUGAAGUCAGACUUAGAGCUGCAAUAUAAACAUUACAGUUUUGAUGGAACUGCAGUGUAUUGCAUGCACCCAGACCACUUCAAUAAGCUGAAGUAGUCUGGGUACCAAUAGUGUCCCUUUAAAAAGUAGCAUGUAAUAAGAAAAACUAUUUUAGUAGUAUACAGCAGACAACAAUUGAUCAGAGAUACGAUGGGCAUACAAUGCGAAAUCGCUGUGGCAAAAUUCGCAUUUGCAUCACAGAGACAGGGAUGUAAGACUUGGUAUCAGUGUAUAGUAAGCUGUACCAUGUAUCUCACAGCAGUAGCAUCUUCUUGUACAAAUGAGCAUUACAUUCGCCAGAGAAGACAUUUUUAGGCUUCCAGGUUCCAAAAUUUGAAUGUGCAUUAGAUUCAAUGGCGCAUUAUAUUCGCACAAAUAUGGCAGAUGGCCUGCACUACAUAGUAUGUUUAUAUUUUUAAGAUGUAUGUGAAAUAUUCACAAUGAUAAGAACAUGACUGUAUUAAAGGACACUAGAGCAUUAGGAAAACAAACCUGUAUUCUUAAAAUUUUAGUGUGCCUGUUCCUAGGUAUAGAGGUCCUCCCCAAGUGUGUUCCAAACAAUUAAUUUAAAAAAAAAAUGUUUUCUACUUAUCUUUUUCCAGUGCCAAUGCUCCUUCAGCUCUGUUUAUUGUGCCUGUUUCCCCAGUGUAUUACUCUGCUAUUUCAGAGAAGCACCUUCUGGCAGCCACUAGAGGCAGGUUUAUCCUGCAAUGUAAACACUGCCAUUUCAAUAGAAUGGCAAAGCUUUCAGCUUCAGGGUUAAGACCAGGGGACAUGGCACUCAGUCUACUUCAUUGUGAUAAAGUGUUUGGGUUCUUAUAGAGUUCAUUUAACUCCUUGCAACAUAUUAAAUGACAUCCUUCAUUAUUGAUAAAAUGCAGGGGUCUCUGAGCUAGAUUGUCUACUGAAUAGAGGAGUAACCGCUACACUAAAGCAAAAUACUGCAAAAAUCUAGUAACCUCAGCUAUAAUAAAUGGUUUCCUAAUAAACAGAUGCAAGUAGGAGGCAGAGAACCACAAAAUCCUGGCAACGAUGUUUCUCUUAAUCCCUCUACUAAUUUAUAAAUUGAUUGAGGUUCUAGGUAAAAAAGUAACAUACUAUCCUCUCACUCAUACAGUUACUUCAAUUGGAGUCCUGACAAGUUUGGAAGCUAGUGGAUUUUGAAAAAAAAAUAUCUCAAUAAAACUAAUAUAAUCUUAACGUGAAACAUAACAUGAAUAUGAGGCCAAAAAGGACACCUUAAGCACCAAAACAAUCUUAGUUUAAUUGGGUGGUUUAGGUGUAUAGACAUUUCUCACAACAUUUCAUACGGACAAAGAGGGACACUUUACAUUUUGUGUUAUAUAUGGGAUAAAUUUUGUGUGUGAGGGAGUGUCCAGGGGUGAGGCUCUUCUGAGAAUUUGUAGGCGAAUUACUUAUAAUUUAUGCAAAUAAAAUGUAAUUUAGAACAAUAACAGUGUUUUUUCCUUAACCAGGCUAAUUUCUAAACACUUAAAGUAGUUUAAAGACACAAUACUGGGAGUAUUAUUGCAGUGAAACUCUGUUAUACAGUUAGACAUACCAAAAAAAAAGUUUCUAAAAAAGAAGGUCAUUAGGAUAGGAAAGAGGGACAUAGGGGUUUAGAUACAAAAUAGUAGAUAUGUGCACUAGUGAAAUUUCUUUUUGUAUGAAUUAAUUCGUACUAAAUAAAAAUGUAAUCUGUCCAUUCCAAAUUUCAUUCGUAAACCAUUUGUUUUCGGAUGAAAUUUGGUUAAAAAAAAUAACUUGUUUUUGUCCAUUAGAAUGAAAAUACCACUGCGCAUGUGCAAAACAAAAAACAAAAAGCAAGGAGGGAUGCGUUAGUGCUACCAGCUCACUCCUUAAAUAAUAUUAAUUACUACCCCCCUCCCCUCCGCAUUAAAACCUAUAGGGAUCACUAUGACCCCCAUAUUAAUAAAAGGGAGGUUAAAUCCUCCCACAUGCCCCUACUCGGGCAUGUCGCCUAAACAGCCAGUGGUUGCUCGCUGUCAUUUAAAACUACUAAUGACUGGGCAGCUAUUGCAGCCCUGUCGCUAGUGCUGUUCCACCAUGGUGGGGAACCCAAAUAAAAAAAAUGGGGGGGAAAUGGGGGAGAAAUAGUGACCCGCGGGUGGGGGCUAUUAAUAUAAACGGGGGGACCUAGUGUCCCCCCCAGGCCCCCUCCCAUGACUGGCUGGUGGAGACCUUAAAUAUAUAAAUAAAUGGGGAUCACCUGUUGUACCCCACAGGUCCCCACCCAUGACCGGCAGGUGGGGACCUUAAUUAAAUAAAUAAUGGUCCAAAGAACUUUCCCAUGCUGUGUAAAAUGACUCAGAGCAAUCUGAUUGGCUCGAUUCCAAGCCAACCAAUCAGAAUGCUUUGACAGGUAAAUGUAGAGACUUACCUGUCAGUCUCUUCAUUUACCUGUCAGAGCACUCUGAUUGGUUGGCUUGGCCUCAACCAAUCAGAGUGCUCUGGGUAAAAUUGCAGGGUGUGGGAAGGCUUUAUAAGCCUUUCCCCGCCUUGUGGAGCUCAGUCUGUGCGGUGCACUCGCUGGGUGAAGAUGGAUUUUUUGUUAUAUCCCGGUGGGCGUGGGCGUCCCCAGCAGCCGGCCCUGUUCCUACGAAAACUAAUGCACAUGUCUGCAAAAUAGGGCCUGUCCCUCCUAAAUGGGAACACCUGGGAGACAUGGUAUUGAUCAUGCUCCUUUAGUCUAACUGAUCAAUUCUCUGCCAUUUAGGAUUAAAUCACUUUGCAUAAUCUAAUAUUUUGUUUUGGGUUGUUUUUUUUAGAGACCAAACUUGGACCUGAAGUAUUUAGGUUUGACUCUGGAGCUGAAGCCACAUCAACUCGGUUAAGUGAAAGAUAUUACCUUUUACGUCCAGAAGUGGUGGAAAGUUAUGUGUACUUGUGGAGAUUGACACAUGACCCCAGAUACAGAGAAUGGGGCUGGGAAAUUGUACAGGUAGGAAAAUAUCAGUAUUACUUGAAUGGAUAUUUACUGUCAAACACCGACAAACAAGCAGAGUUAUUCACCACAGUAAGAAUUGUCAAGAAUCCAAAGCGAAUUUCACAUUUAAGGACAAUAUAGCCAAACUAGAAUAAUUUUCCAAGUUAGCUAUUUUGGACCUAGAUUUGAAGUUCACAUUAAAUACUUGACAAGUCACAUUAAAUACUUGACAAUUCUCACUUUAAAAAAUAUCCAUAACUGACAGAAACUACCAAAUAUCCAAAUAUUUUCUAGUGGUUUAUUCACUUUAUACAUAACAAAACCCUAGCAAAACCAACAAAUUUAGAUUCACAUAUUCAUUAAGCAGUGCAGCUUUAAAAAAAAAAAAGGUAGUUCUACAUAAAAUCUGAAAGCGUUACAUACAGUUUAAAUACUUGUGUUGAUUCAAUUAUAUGAAAUAUAAAAGUGUAUUUAUGCUUUUUUCCAGGCUCUGGAUAAGUAUUGCCGGACUGAGAGUGGAUUUUCUGGGAUUAGAGAUGUUUACACUACAACACCAAACCAUGAUAAUGUUCAACAAAGUUUUUUCAUGUCAGAAACAUUAAAGUAAGUAUCCACAACUUGGCUUUCACAAUACCACUGUGUGUUGUUGGUUCAUUUGGUCAUCUACUAUUUUACCUCUGUGUUUUCAUUGUCUUUUUGUGGGGAAAACAAUGAUGAUCGGACUGUAGUGGGUAUGGUACUUGGAGUAUUGGAGUAUUCCUUUUAAUACUUGUUAUGUAUGGGAUAAGCAAAAAUUGUAUUAAAAAUCCUGGAAAGUGACAGUUCCCAUUUAAAGCAGAAAUACUUUAUCCUUUUUUCACUUACUUCACGUGUCAGUUGAUGAUUUGUAAUAACAGUCUCUCGGUUGUUGUUUUUUUUUUUUUUGUUUUUUUUUAGAUACCUCUAUUUGUUGUUUUCAGAUGAUGACUUGUUAUCAUUAGAAGACUGGGUAUUUAAUACUGAAGCACAUCCGCUGCCAAUAACCCGUCAAAAAUCAGUUUGAAGCACAAGAGAACUAUCCACAUCUACUUCGUGUUUUUAUCUGAAGUUGAAAUUUUCAUACAAAAUAAAAUAUAUUUUAUGAGAUAAUUUGGGAUAACAAUAAUUAAAUAAGAUAGAAAUAGUCACAACAUUUUUGAUUUGUUAAAUUCAGCACUAAAAUAAAUGGUGGCCUUUUGCAGAAGAUAUCUGCCAUUAGUAUUUUUUUUAAUGAAACAAAUAACUAAUACAAAAGAGCUUACAUAUGUCUUAGUUGUUGUCUAUUUGGCUUCUCCUUGAUAGUGCAUCAUGUAAUCAUAAUUUGUUAACUGCAUGUAACAUGUUUAUUUUGCCCUGCAUUAUGCCUUUAGUGUAGUUUACAAUUUCUUCAUUAGAUACAGCUUAAUACAUUGUCUUAAAUGAAAUGCAAAAAUUAAUAUACUAAAUGCAAGAUGCUCUUUAGUAAACAGUAUUACUAAAGUUAUUAUUACACAAAAAUUUUCAUUUUGCGUUUUCUUUCAAAAAGCACAUAUAAUAAAGUGUAAGUGCUUACGAUGUAUGCAAAAUAACAAGUACAUUUUUUAAUGGUGCGUCUGAACGCAUAAAAGACAUACAGGGUUACUUACAAAAGUGAGCAAUGCCGGGACUUCAAAAUGGCACAGAUUUAAGGCAAAACUAGCAAAAUUAAAAACAGGAUUGACUUGGGGAAUUUUCUCUUAUUUAGAUAUUUUGGCCCAAAUUCACUUUUAAUUCACUUUGAAUUCUUAGCAGUUCUCCCUUUAGUGAAUAACCCUGGGAUAUUCAUCCCAUUUUAAGGAUGUCAGUUGAAUCAGUUAUUAAUAGCACCAUACAGUUUCCCCAUCAAAGCCCUACUCAGAUUUUUUAUUUUUAUUUUUUUAUUUCUCCUCCAAGUGUUGCUUAAAAGACACAUUUACUUUACCGACUUAAGAGCUUCUGUAGAAAACGUGGAAACUGGAGUAGUGUCCACCAAUACAGAGAAUAUUCUCCAGCUUAGCAUAUCUCCAGCACAAUAAGUAUUCUUUAAAAGGAACCUUGUACAGAAUGAUCUUGACACCUUUAGGACAUUUUAAGAAAGUGUCCCUAGAUAAUGAAUUUGACUUAUAAAUGCCAUUAGAUUGUGUGAUACAUGUGUUAUUUAAGUCAUCUGUAAAUUUUGCGUUUUUUGGUCUUGUUUGUAGUUUGUUAAAAUUGUUAUUAUUAUUAUUUUAUUAUUUAUUUAGCGCCAUCACAUUCCGUAGCGCUGUACAUUGGGUGAACUAACAGACAUGUAAUUUUAACCAUACAAUUUGACAAACAGGAACAGAGAGGAGGAGAGCCCUGCUCAAUGAGCUUACAUUCUAGAGGGAGUGGGGUAUGGUGACACAAAGGGUAAAAGUAGGAGUACAAAGUAGGUUGUUAGAAAAGUAUUCACUGAGGGCUAAGUAGGUAAUUUUUGACAGUUGCAGGAGAGGAGUCAUGGGGGUGGGGGAUAAAAACCUGCUAACAGUUUAAAUGAUAUGCUUUCUUGAAGAAUUGAGGUUUCAAUGAUUUUUUGAAUGAGUGGAGACUGGGUGAAAGUAUUACGGAGAAGGGAAGAGCGUUCCACAGAAAAGGUGCAGCCCUGGAGAAAUCUUGGAGGCGAGCAUCAGAGGUGGGAGUAUGGACAGAGGAUAGACGUAGGUCUUUGGCAGAGAGUAGGGGCCGCGACGGGACAUACUUGUGUAUUAGGGAGGAUAGGUAGGUUGGAGCAGCAUUAUGUAGGAACUUGUAAGCAAGCACCAGAAUUUUAAAUUGAGCCCUAUAUUUAACUUGAAGCCAGUGCAGGAACUGACAGAGCGGGUAGGCGUGGGAGGUACGAGCGGACAGGAAAAUGAGCCUCGCCACGCAUUCAUUAUAGAUUGCAGCGGUGCAAUCUGGGAACACUUAAAAUUACUGAGAAGGGUAUUGGAGUAGUCAAGGCGAGAGAGAACAAGAGCAUGGACUAGCACCUUAGCCCCAUCUGGGGUUAAAUAGGGGCGAAUGCGCGCUAUGUUUUUGAGAUGGAAGCGACAGGAUUUGUUGAUUGAUUGGAUAUGAGGGGUGAGGAGAGGUUGGAGUCAAAAAGAACACCCAUUACCCAUUACUAUUUAUCAGUCUACCUUUAAGACAAUAUAGUUCCUAUAAUUUAUUCUGGAACUAUGUUUGAAAUUUUCAGGUCUCUUGUCUCGGUUACAUUCACUAACCAGUCAUAUGUCAGCUAAACACAAGUAAUAAAUUAGUGAAAAAAACACAAACGUGAAUGGACUAAAUAAAAAUGUAUUUACAUAAUAAAUGCCAUGAAACCUCCAAUAUAAAUUUAAAGACAUAUUUAGAAAAGCCACAUUAAAGGACCACUAUAGUGCCAGGAAAACAUACUCGUUUUCCUGGCACUAUAGUGCCCUGAGGGUGCCCCCACCCUCAGGGCCCCCUCCCAUGGCGCUGAAGGGGGAGGAAGGGGUUAAUCCCUUACUUACUUUUCCUCCCUCUUCUUCCGUCAUCGGCUGAAUGCGCAUGUGCGGCACUAUGGACGCUGGCAUCUUCUCACUGGGAAAAUCACAAUGAGAAGCGCGGAAGCGCCUCUAGCGGCUGUCAAUGAGACUAGAGGCUGGAUUAACCCAUAGGUAAACAUAGCAGUUUCUCUGAAACUGCUAUGUUUACAGCAGAAUGGGUUAAACCUAGUAGUCUGGGUGCCUAUAGUGGUCCUUUAAUAACUAACUGAGCAAGAGAUAUUGGAGAUAUGAAUAAUAAUUUAUUCUCAUCUACAAACAGAUGACCAACAGAUUUAUUCACUGAACAAUUAAUUUAUGCAAAUGAAAACUUAAUAGUUUUUUUUUCACUACUGGUGAACCGAAAACAAAAUUAAUUUCAAAAGCCAGGUCAAGCUAGCCAUUUUGCAAAAAUAGCUGAAUGUAUGCAAGUUUGAACAAAAAAAACAUUUUUGUAAAAAAAAAAAAACUUAUCACAGACCUUCCUUUGAUGUUUUGCUAAAUUUCAUGUAUAUGGGAAAUUAUAUAACUAGUAAUUAUAAAAUCUUAAAUUGUAUUUUAGUUUUUAUUUUUACAUUUUGCAAGCACUUUCCUUAGUAUGAAUGGAAGGGGUGGAACAUUUUUGUGUGUUUGUUAAACUUGGUUACCCACAAUCACAUCUAAUCUCCCUUUUUAUUGAUUUGCAUUAUAUAUUAAUUUAAAUUUUGCUUUUCUACUCACUGCACAUUACUUGAGACUGAGAAACAAGUGAGUCAAUUGCUUAUUAAUCUAUGCCUUGGAGCAAGAUUCUUUCAAUACGUUAAAGAGGGCCAAUGUCCAUCAGUCAACAGCAUUAUCAUGAUUGAAAUAUCUAAAAUGUUCAGGAAAUAAUUUAUAGCACCAAGGUAAUAUAAAUGCAACUAGGGAAAUUACAAUCUCAUAUUCAAUAUUUAUUGACACAUUAAUGGCAGCCAAUGAGCCAAUAACAAUGUCGAUGUGAUCGCAAUCUCACAAUUCUGAUUUGUUCCGGCAACACUUUUAGUAUAAUUAGUAUAGUGAAAAAUGGCACUAUACCUUAUAUUAAACACUUAUGUUUUGGUGAUCACAACCUUGCCGAACAAUUAUUGAUACUUUAACAAGACCAUCAAAAUCUCACACCUCAAAGUACAUAAAAAGGACUUUUCUAAUGAAUAACCUUCACGAGAAGAAUGAACACUGCAAACACCACCAGUGACUUGAACAAGCAACAGCACACCUAUCACCUCUUAGCAGCACCAAUGCAUUUGUCUGACUUGAACCGUCAACCUGUGAUGUAAGUGAAAACUUGUUAAAACUUGUAUUAAUAUUGGCCUAUCAAGUUCAACAUUGCAUGAUUAAAGACGAAAUCCCAGUUCCAGCAUUUGUUUAAGACAAAACCCUUAUUUGACUAGGGUAGCAGUAUCAGCACAAAAAUAGUGAUGGAUUUGAUAAGUGUGAAGCAAUACCAUCCAAAUAACAGAAAAUAUAUUCGAUCAGUUACUGAUACCAGAAUUGUAAUUGAGGCCAUUAUCUAUACGUGCUCGUGGUAUAAUUUUGCAUUGCAUUUUCCAGAAAUGAAAUAUGAAAAUGAACUCCUUUACUCUAAAGGAGCACUCUAAGAACAUAACCACUACAGCACGCUGUAGUAGUUAUGGUGACAGGAGUGCCAUGGACCUCUCUAUUUGUAAGGAGUCAAAUAUGAUUUCUUACUUGAGGCCUGCUUGGGAGAGUUCCCGCCUCCAUUACAGUAACAGGGGAGCCGUAGUCUCAUUUCCUCAAUCUUUAACACUCCAAACAAAAUAAUCACAACCGAAUGCCCACCUCCCAGCAUUAGCUCUUUGGAUGAGAGAAUCAGCUGAUCACUGCUAGGUUUAUCCAAGUCAAAUAAUUUCUGGCUCAAAUACACAAUCCAUCAACUUUUCAAUUAUUUGUUAAACAUUUGGUUUUAUAUUUUAUUGAAUCCUCUACAAGUUCAUGUGACACAAAAUAAUCUGAAAUGCUUUGCUGCUUAAACGGACAAAAAAAAUUACAAAAGAAUUGAACUAUAAGAAAAAUUUUCAACAAAAUAUUCAAUUCUACUUUUUCCCAGUUUAGUCACUAAAUCCAUUGUGUGUUUUUAUGUGCUUGGUUGGAACUAUUGCUAAAAUAAUAAAAUGAACUAGCUCCUUUUUCAUACUUUUCUUUGGACACUGUUUGGUCAGUGUGGAACAAGCAACUUUUAAUUAUUAAAGUAUAUUAAGAAUCUCAUAUCAUUAUGAGUUACGAGGCAAUUAACAAGUGCCAUAUAUCAGAAAUAUGUAUUUUUACAUUAUCUAUGUUUAUUGUAUGCAGUAUUGAAAG